AUGGAAUACGUCCCGACCGACAAAUUUGGAAAUGCUGACGUGUUGUCCAGGCUCAUCAACCAUCAUGCCAAGCCGGACGAGGAUUUCGUCGUAGCGUGCACCAACUUAGAAGAUGAUUUGAGGUCAGUAGCGAUAAGUAGCGUCAGUUGUUUACCUCUCAGUUUCAGUAUGGUACAACAAGCAACCAAAACCGAUCCAGUACUGCGGAAGAUUCACCGUUUCAUCCGAGACGGGUGGCCAACAUCCAAGUCUGAAACGCAAGACAUUGAGCUGUGGAGAUUCCAUGAUCGUCAAGAGGGAUUAUCGAUCGUCCAGGAGUGCAUCAUGUUCGGGGACAGGUUGGUGAUCCCCUCCAUUUACCGAAAAAGGUGCUUGGCUCAACUCCACAAGGGCCAUCCAGGGAUGCAUCGAAUGAAGGCAGUCGCACGCAGCUAUGUGUACUGGCCGGGAUUGGAUGAGGAGAUAGCCAGUUUCGUCAGAUCUUGUCCACACUGCGCAGCAGCAGCACGGUCUCCUCCGAAGGCGAAUCCUGUACCGUGGCCAUUACCCACCGCUCCGUGGCAGCGUGUUCACGCUGACUAUGCGGGUCCGCUUGAUGGGGAAUUCUACCUCAUUGUCGUCGACGCUUACAGCAAAUGGCCGGAAAUCUUUGCAACCCGGCACAUUACGACGAAAGCAACUACCAAGUUACUGCGUCCGCUCUUCGCCAACAAGGGAAUGCCGGAACUUCUGGUUACAGACAACGGCACCCAAUUCAAAAGCGAGGAGUUUAGCCAAUAUUGCCGUGAAAACGGAAUACAGCAUGUCACUACGGCGCCCUUCCAUCCGCAAUCUAACGGCCAGGCCGAAAGAUUCGUCGACACUUUUAAACGUGCAGUCCGUAAAAUUCAGGAGGGAGAAGGCAACAUAAAGCAGGCUCUGGAUGUUUUCCUUCUCACGUACCGGACUACACCAAACGCAAACGUGUCAGAUGGGAGAUCACCCGCCGAAGCCAUGUACAAUCGACCGUUGCGGACAUCCAUGGAUCUGCUACGAGCGCCGCGUGAACAGAUGCCAGCAAUUUGCACCGAAGCUACUUCAAGCCAACCGAGAACUUUCACAGCAAAGGAUCCUGUAUACGCUAAGGUCUACGCGAACAAUAAGUGGACUUGGGUAGUCGAGAAGAUAGGCAAGGUGAUGUACAAUGUCCGGUUUAACAAAAAGAUAAUUCGAUCCCACAUCAAUCAACUGAGGUCACGAGCAGCAUCAGAACCGGAUGCUGAGCAGAUGACUCAAUUAAAGAAGCAGCUACCAAUCAACAUCCUGUUGAAUGAGUGGAAGUUGUCUUGUCCUGCAUCACCUGCUGGGUUGGCAGCUACAUCACCACUGCUGGAACAGCAUGUCAAUCCGUCAUCAACAACGUCACCAGCGGAUAUGCCCUUGCCAUUCCCAGCAUUCUGUAGAAUAAAGUCAUCAUCAUCUUCGUCUUCAAACUCAGCGGACUUCCAAUCCGCAAACGACUCGUCUCCUGCAAUCAAGGUACCUAGGCGCUCUUCUCGCAAUCGAAGGCCGCCUCAAUGGUUCCAGACAUACCACAGGUAUUAA
Toxorhynchites rutilus septentrionalis is the source of this 1584-nucleotide messenger RNA. RefSeq lists its product as uncharacterized. Bases 1 to 1584 code for a protein of 527 amino acids. The record is from RefSeq and is a predicted model, not a curated record. Gene Ontology annotation, molecular function: nucleic acid binding. NCBI's taxonomy places the organism in Eukaryota, Metazoa, Arthropoda, Insecta, Diptera, Culicidae. Gene Ontology annotation, biological process: DNA integration. The transcript has a single exon.